UACAAGGCCCAGCAGCAGAUAUCCGCACUGGUCACCAAGCGAGGCAAGUCACUGCAGUCAACACUCCAGAAGUAUAACACCCUGGUUGCCACAAUGAAUCCCCCAAAGCCAUCGCUUACCUGGACUCAAGUUACUGACCUCAACUUCCUCUCCAACAUCGUCAUUUUAUGGGGCCGUGAAGACAUGCAGGAGAAACCGUGGUUUAAGCAUCAUUUUCGUGAUGCAAUGCAUGCCUGGUACAAACUUCAACGUCCUCGUGAGGAGAUUGAGAUCAUUGGGCUGGAAGCUCAUCGGAUAUGGGCUUCCAUACACCAGGAGGAAGCUCACCUGGAUCAGGUCAUCAAGGACACUCAGCUCACCGACCCUGAGCUAUCAAAAUAUAUCACUUAUUUUUGA
Messenger RNA from Cantharellus anzutake, 396 nucleotides. RefSeq lists its product as uncharacterized. The record is from RefSeq and is a predicted model, not a curated record. The annotation marks the transcript as partial. Lineage: Eukaryota; Fungi; Basidiomycota; Agaricomycetes; Cantharellales; Hydnaceae. The transcript has a single exon.